Molecule: messenger RNA, 1878 nt
Organism: Dichomitus squalens LYAD-421 SS1
Lineage: Eukaryota; Fungi; Basidiomycota; Agaricomycetes; Polyporales; Polyporaceae
Product: DnaJ-domain-containing protein
Exons: 5
Coding region: 4-1557 (517 amino acids)
Biological process (GO): translational initiation
Cellular component (GO): cytosol
Molecular function (GO): protein-folding chaperone binding
Source: RefSeq, a predicted model, not a curated record
ACUAUGCCUGCAUCAGCAACAGACGUGAAUAAGCACCUUGAGACGCUAGGUCUCAAGCCGGAAGAUCUCAAUGGAGAUGCCGUUAGGGUGGCCUAUAAGAAACUCGCCCUCAGGUGGCAUCCGGAUCGUCACAACGCCGAUCCAGAGGAGGCGAAGGAGAAGUUCAUUGAGGUCAACGAUGCCUAUAAAGCUCUUGUAGAAGAGUGCAAAAAGCGUGACAAGCGUAAGAAGUCGCACAAGGAAGAGGACGGCGCAUCCACUUGGCGGCCAUUCUGGGCGGGGUCGGCACCUAGCGCGUCAUCGUCGUCGUCCAGCUCCUCAUCAAACGCUUCGUCAUCGCGCGGCUCCCGUGCAAGCGAUUCCUCAGCGAAGCACACGGAGAUGCCCCCCGCAAAGCCUAAAGAGACGCAUGCCGCGAAACCUGGGGAAGCACGAUCUAACCACUCAUCUGAUUCGUACUCCGCGAAACCCUCUCAUACCCAUGCCGACAAACAUACGGAUGCCACCCACAAGCAUGAAGCGCGUCCCAGCACCAGGUCGCGACAGUCUGGUGACCGCGAUACGUCACACUCUUCUCCCAAAGCGGAGCGUUCUCAAACCAAAUCGUCCCACGCACCCUCUGCUGCGCCCAAAUCUCCACGCCCAUUCAAGACAGUUCAUCUGGACGAUAGCGAUAAUGAUUCCUCGUUGGAGGACGGUUCGCUUCCGGCUAACAAGCACCGGCACUACCACCGUGGAAAGGGGAAGAAGCCUUCGCUAGGAGAGGACGACUAUGAGUUCAUCGACCUCGGAGCGCCGCUGAAGCCUAUCCGGUCCCCCAAGGCAGUCUCAAAUCCCGCAAAAGAUUGGAUAUUCCCCCUUCACCUCUCGCUUGAAGAUCUUUAUUUCGGCGCGACGCACCGAUAUCGCAUCACGCGCAACCUGCGCUCUUCCCCCGCGGACACAUGCUCAGGGAAGUCCACCAGCAGAUCCCAGACAGUCCAGAUCGACUUGCAGGUCUCGCCCGGCUGGCGCACGGGCACACGCAUUCGUGUACAGGGCGUUGGGAAUCAGCGGAGAGAUGGCUCGUUCCAGGACAUCGUCUUCGUCAUCGCUGAAGCACCUCAUGCGCGGUUUACGCGGGACGGGGAUCAUCUCGUCUUGCCUGUCCGCAUUCCCUGGGUAGACGCGCACUCGAGACCGUGUCAGCCCGGCGACGCCGAUGAUGACGAUAGUCUGCUCGGGCCAGCGGACGGACCUGGUGGCCACAAGUUCGGUUUGGGGAAAUUCAGACACCACGGCCAUGGUCACGCGCACGAUCAGGCGGUGGCGGACGAGGUGUAUGUGAUGGGCUUGGACGGGAAGGAGUACACGCUCCCGAUUCCACAGACAUUGGUCGAGGCUGCGAAAGGGACGCGGAUAUUCGGUGCGGGGAUGCCUAUUCGCAAGGACGGCAAGGUUAUCGGGAAGGGUGACCUGGUCAUCCGGUGGGAGUUCGUCUUCCCGGAGUCCGACACAACACAACGGUCACGAUGGCAGACCCUUAAGGACGCGAUGCACCUCCGCUUCCAAGUAUGACGCAACACCACUUCCCCGCCUCCGUGCUCUCCGAGCGCGGGGUUCUGGCCCGCAUCGUGGCUCGGUUACGUCUACGAUGGGGUGCCGCGUACCCCGGAACCCCAGACACAUCUCGCGGGCUAUGCAAUCCCCUAUAUAGGGUCAACACGUUCUAGGUACCCUUCUUGGCGAUGUGGGUCAUUCUCGCCGUCAACGACUCGAUUCGCAUCCGACUUUCCGUGUUCCGGACACGAUCGAACAAAAAGGACGACAAGUAUGCGUAUGAGCGUAUGAUCAUCUGACAUCCUGAUAUGGAUGGCUGGACGGACAUGCACUGCUCCC